This is a messenger RNA of Echinococcus granulosus, 804 nucleotides long. RefSeq lists its product as hypothetical. The transcript has 6 exons. The record is from RefSeq and is a predicted model, not a curated record. The coding region runs from base 1 to 804 and encodes 267 amino acids. Lineage: Eukaryota; Metazoa; Platyhelminthes; Cestoda; Cyclophyllidea; Taeniidae.
AUGUUUAUUUCGAGUCAAGUUAAAAGGAACUUUGGGGAUUGCAUAUUUUUGCCCCGAAACCACUUACCCUCUAGCAGAGGUGCGUUGUCGUUUGUACUACCUUCGGAAAAAGCAUAUUUAAAAAACAGAGAAAUCGUUUCAGUGUCCGAAAAUAGGAACUUUCAGACCCAGUACAUUCAACGAAAGCAAAUAAAAUUCCUUUUAUGUGCAAAUAGGAAAUACCAUCAUUGUGGACUUGUAGAAAGCAAAUGUAAUUUAAAAACACAGAAGCUUUUAACAGAUUCGGUUGAAAGUGUUAGCUUUCCAAAAAAAAUCGUGACCACCACAUCAAAGAUGAAAUUGACUAAUUCAACCUCCCGUUUGACAAGGUUGUCAUCAUCUAACUCAAAGGUGCGAAUAAUCGACACAUUGAAUGAUCAUCAAACGUUGGUAAACUUUCAGAUUUUGUUCUGCAAAAAUAAUCAUAAAACUACAAUUUUUACGCAGCAUAUUAUAUUUAACCGUAACCGGCGAUCCAUGGAACAGAUUAUACAGAAUAUUUUGUAUCACCAACAAGGUAAGCUCUGGCAUGCCACUAAAAGGAGCAUUUUACCUGUAUCAAAAGGUAUCCAAGGAUGCAGGCAUUGGGGUCUCUCGAGGAAGGAAAACAUUAUUCUUCUUUUAUUAACCAAUCAGAUUUUUGAAACUUGGAACUGCCCUUCAUUGGUCCAUUCUACUAAAGCAAUUCCCUAUCUAACAUUGUGCCAAAUUUCAUUCAUAAAGGCUAUUUACUUGCAAGUCAUUAUACCACCAUGUCAUGCUUAG